Messenger RNA from Ostrea edulis (European flat oyster), 1028 nucleotides. RefSeq lists its product as uncharacterized. Gene Ontology annotation, molecular function: metallopeptidase activity. The transcript is spliced from 7 exons. The record is from RefSeq and is a predicted model, not a curated record. Bases 73 to 999 code for a protein of 308 amino acids. Lineage: Eukaryota; Metazoa; Mollusca; Bivalvia; Ostreida; Ostreidae.
ACCUACCUACAUAUGUAAGAUAUAAAACAGAUCGACAUAUCAGUAUUAUUAUAGUGUUCCUCUGUUACCGCAAUGAGACAGAUCUUCUUUGGGUUUCUGUGUUUUUGUGUCACAUGCGGUUUGCCGCCAUUGACGCCAGAACAGGAGGAAUUGGUGAGGCAGCACGGAAUUAAAGUCCUGUCCUUGUCCAGCAAUAACACCUCUAGUUACCAUGGCAAGCGCGUAUCUUUAAAAUACAAAUACGUGGGCACGAAUGGCAACAUACAGAACACGAGGUACGGAGGGGACUGGCUGACCGUAGAGGCUACUUCAUCGGUCAGUGAGAGAGGACACUACCUGGCGGCCCUAAUAGCAGCCAGAAUGACCACACACAUGCCGUCCACCAUUUUUAGUUCGUUAGUCAGGAGCGCCAAAGUCGCGGUCUUCGCUCACGGCCAAGACAUCACCAUCUUCCCGGCAUAUGCUUCUGAGAGGGACAGACCGGAGUGUACCAAUAAUUGUGGUGGUUCUUGUGCUGCGACAUGUACCUUUGAUGGCCGAAAGUACAAUACCCUAGCCGGCGUGGGCGGAAACACUUGUUGUAUACUGGAGGAUAACCUCUUGUGCAAUGGGCGGGACCCAUACUUCCAUCAAAACAACAUCCUCGUACACGAAUUCGCCCACACAAUCCACAGUCACUUACCCUCAUCAAUCAAAACUCAGAUCACAGAGGCUUACAAUAAUGCCCGUUCUCGUGGCAUCUGGUCUGCAAGUUCCUACGCCAUGUCUAAUGAACGAGAAUACUGGGCGGAGGGGACGGGUUCCUUCUUCAUGGUGAACAAACAGCCGACCUCUACUGGUGGCAUGAACACGUGUGGCCACACCCACUGCCAGACGGAGCAGGAAGCUCGUUACUACAUCUACCAGAAGGACUCCAAGCUGUACUACGCUCUCUCUUACGUCUAUCUCAAUUACCAGUACACGGUUCCCUCCCAACUUGCCACGUGUAUCACCAGCUAAAAUUAAACAUACGUCAUGUGAUCUUCAAA